AUGAAGUGGUCCACAGCCGUAGUUUUUGGUCUUCUAUCAGCAUGCGAUGCUUUCGCUCCAAGCAAUGGCAACUCCCGAUCCCAAUUUCGUAUGAGUGCUGUUGACGAAGCUGUUACAAAGGACUCCAAGUCAGACGAUGCUGGAACCAAGGAUCCUCUUUUGAUCAGAGCCGCCAAAGGAGAAAAGACUGAGCGCACCCCAGUUUGGAUGAUGAGACAAGCUGGAAGACACAUCAAAGAAUACCGUGAUUUGUGCAAGAAGUACCCAACAUUCCGCCAAAGAAGUGAAAUCCCAGAGGUUGCUGUCGAGGUUUCCCUUCAGCCAUGGAGAAACUACAAAACUGAUGGUUGCAUUCUUUUCUCCGAUAUCCUAACUCCUCUUCCUGGAGUUGGAUGUGAAUUCACCAUUGACGAGAAGCUUGGCCCCAUCAUGGAGCCCAUCAAGAACUGGGACGACGUUAAGAAGAUGCACCCCAUUGAUCCUUCCACUGCAGCACCUUUCGUUGCUGAGACCCUUAAGAUUCUUCGUGACGAAGUUGGCCCUGAAACUGCUGUUUUGGGAUUCGUUGGAUGUCCUUACACACUUGCCACUUAUAUGAUCGAGGGUAAAACUUCCAAGGAAUACUUGGAAAUCAAGAAGAUGGCAUUCAACGAGCCAAAACUUUUACACGCUAUUCUUCAAAACCUCGCUGACAGUAUUGGGGACUACGCUCUUUACCAAGUUGAGAAUGGUGCUCAACUCAUCCAAAUUUUCGACUCUUGGGCUGGACAUCUUUCCCCACGCGAUUAUGAAGAAUUUGCUGCUCCGUACCAAAAGCAAAUCUUGGACAAAGUCAAGAAGCACCACCCUGAAGUCCCAACUGUUAUUUACAUCAAGCAUUCUGGAGCUCUAAUUGAACGUAUGGCUGGAACUGGAGUUGAUGUUGUGUCGCUAGAUUGGACUGUAGAUAUGGCAGAAGGCCGAGAGAGAAUUGCCAACGGACGCAAGGCUGCUGGCUUGAAGGGACCAGGUGGAGUCCAAGGAAACCUUGAUCCCGGUGUGUUGCUCGCCAACCACGACACCAUCAAAGAAAGAGCAGAGGAGAUCCUGAAGAAGGCAGGAAGCACAGGACACGUUAUGAACUUGGGACACGGAAUUGAAGCAUGUACACCAGAGGAAAAUGCUCACCACUUCAUCGAAACUGUCCGCAACUUUAGACACAAAGAUUAA
Molecule: messenger RNA, 1209 nt
Organism: Cylindrotheca closterium
Lineage: Eukaryota; Bacillariophyta; Bacillariophyceae; Bacillariales; Bacillariaceae
Source: the annotation of a GenBank genome assembly